Mollisia scopiformis is the source of this 1092-nucleotide messenger RNA. Its product is annotated as Di-copper centre-containing protein. The transcript is spliced from 2 exons. The record is from RefSeq and is a predicted model, not a curated record. NCBI's taxonomy places the organism in Eukaryota, Fungi, Ascomycota, Leotiomycetes, Helotiales, Mollisiaceae. Gene Ontology annotation, molecular function: oxidoreductase activity. Bases 1 to 1092 code for a protein of 363 amino acids.
AUGCAGUCACUCGUUUUCCUGCUUGCUCUGUCGGUGGCAUCUGCCUCCCUGAUACCAAGGACAAGUCCGAACCUACCCUCCUCGGCGUUCCCAAAAUUCCAUACCCUCUCACAAUCUGAUGCAGAGGCUGGAAAGGACCUACCCGAGGGCUUCAAUACAUCAGCCCCGCACACCAAUGCUCUGAAUGCGGCAGCUACAGUAGUGACCGCCGCAGAGGCAGCCUGCAGUGCGAGCCCCAACAUGCGGUUUGAAUGGCGCCAAUAUUCAGGUUCAGACCGACUCGCAUUCAUCGCUGGUAUCAAAUGCCUCAUGAACAAACCCCCUUCUGGAAACUUCCCGCCGUCAACGAGUCGAUACGAAGAUUUUGUCCGCCUCCAUCAAUUAGAUAUGCCCAAUGUCCAUGGCAACCCCAAGUUCUUGGCCUGGCACAGAUACUACCUCUGGACGUUCGAGCAAGUUAUGCGAGACGAGUGCGGCUUUGAUCGGGCUUGGCCAUGGUGGGAUGAGACGUUGGAUGCUGGCAAGUUCGCGCAGUCGGAUAUGUUUACCAACACGGCAUACUUUGGUCAUCUACCGCCGCCAGAUGCGAAUGGGAACGGAUAUUGUAUCGAGAGUGGUGCCUUCGCAGGCCUGACUUGCCACAUUGGACCCGGAUCGAGCAAUACACCUCACUGUCUUUCACGCGCUGUCGACGAAACCCAGACGGCGCAGUGCAAUACUGGUUUUGUCAACUACUGCAACUCGCGGACCUCGUACUCGGAUAUGGAGAGCUGUGCUGAGGGAGGUCCUCAUGCGUAUGGACACGACGGUAUUGGAGCUGUCAUGUCAGAUGUUUCAGCAAGUCCUAGCGAUCCCAUCUUCUGGAUGCACCACUCUUUCGUCGACCAUGGGUUCCGCAUCUGGCAGAACGCUGAUGUUGCAGAUCGCACGACAAGUAUCAAUGGUAAUGACCAUAACGGCAAUCCUUUGACGAUGGAUACAAUGGUGUCUGUGGGCGGAAUUCGUCCUGAUGUUAGGAUUGGUGAUAUUAUGAAUACUUUAGGUGGAGUGUCGAUUGGUGGAGUACCGUUCUGCUACCGCUAUACUUAUUAA